Leptonychotes weddellii (Weddell seal) is the source of this 2539-nucleotide messenger RNA. RefSeq names its product thioredoxin related transmembrane protein 1 (gene TMX1). The record is from RefSeq and is a predicted model, not a curated record. Gene Ontology annotation, cellular component: endomembrane system. Gene Ontology annotation, molecular function: disulfide oxidoreductase activity. Lineage: Eukaryota; Metazoa; Chordata; Mammalia; Carnivora; Phocidae.
GCGCAUGAGCAGAUAAGCUCGCGAGGGCGGAAGUGAGCAGCGGCUGCGCGGAGGUUGGGGCCGCCGCGCUUGCUGUGGGGUGGGCAAGCUGCAGAAAUGACGCCCCCCGGGAGUCGCGUGGUUCCAGUGGCAGUGUUGCUGCUUUUGCUUUGGGGGGCUCCCUGGACCCACGGGCGGCGGAGCGACGUGCGCAUCAUCACGGACGAGAACUGGAAAGAGUUGCUGGAAGGAGAGUGGAUGAUAGAAUUUUAUGCUCCAUGGUGUCCUGCUUGUCAGAAUCUUCAACCAGAAUGGGAAAGUUUUGCUGAAUGGGGAGAAGAUCUUGAGGUUAAUGUUGCAAAAGUAGAUGUCACAGAGCAGCCAGGGCUGAGUGGACGAUUUAUCAUAACUGCUCUUCCUACUAUUUAUCAUUGUAAAGAUGGUGAAUUUAGGCGCUAUCAGGGCCCAAGGACUAAGAAGGACUUCAUAAACUUUAUAAGUGAGAAAGAGUGGAAGAGUAUUGAACCUGUUUCAUCAUGGUUUGGUCCAGGUUCUGUUCUGAUGAGUAGUAUGUCUGCACUCUUUCAGCUAUCUAUGUGGAUCCGGACUUGCCAUAACUAUUUUAUUGAAGACCUUGGAUUACCAGUUUGGGGAUCAUAUGCAGUUUUUGCUUUAGCAACUCUGCUUUCAGGACUAUUACUAGGACUCUGUAUGAUAUUUGUGGCAGAUUGCCUUUUUCCUUCAAAAAGGCGCAGACCACAGCCAUACCCUUCCAAAAAAUUAUUACCUGAAUCUUCUCAACCUUUGCAAAAAGUGGAGGAGGAACAAGAGGCUGAUGAAGAAGAUGUUUCAGAAGAGGAAGCAGGAAGUAAAGAAGGAGCAAACAAAGACUUUGCACAGAAUGCCAUAAGACAACGUACUUUGGGUCCUUCAUUGGCCACAGAUAAAUCCUAGUUAAUUUUUCUUAAUAUCAUAAUAUUAUUUUGGCAGAAAGAGAAGAUUGAUCAUUUCUUUUGGUUUGAAGUGAACUGUGACAUGCUUGUACAUUGCAGGGUUCAGUCUAGAUUAUCAUUAGAUUGAACAGACUACCUUCAGAAAAUAAAAGUAGCACUACAUAAAAACGUUUGAAAUAGGAUUUAAGAAUGGCAAUAUGAUGGUUUAAACAAUUCUUUAAUUUUUGAAAAAUCUGGUGCCAAGCAAUAAGAUUUGAGUAUGUUUGUUUAAUAAUCGGUUUCAAGUUUUCUGAGUUGAAAAUUUACAUUUCCCGAAUAUUGCAUUAUUGAGGUAUUUAAGGAGAUUACUUUGGAGAAAAAGAUUUCUCAUUUGAUAUAAUUUUUCUCAGUUUCACUGUGUGAAAAAACGAACAUAUUUCCCAUAAAUGGGAACUUUGCCCAUUGUCUCAAGAAAUGUGUAUUUGAGUGACAACUCUGGUCAUUUUAGAGAGAUAGUUCAAGAUUUCUUCAUAUUUUUAGAUUAUGCAACUAAUAAAAACUACCUUGUUUAAUUACAGUUUUCUACAUGUGAUAAUACAGGAUAUGCUACUGAUUUAGGAAGUUUUUAUAUAAGUCCAUGGUGUUGUCUUGAUUCCUAUAAAGGUUGGUUACCUUUUUUGUUCCCCUCUGUUCAGUGUAUGAUUUGUAUUUUUCUUAACCAUGGGUUACAUUUUUCAUUUUCCAAAUUGGAUAAUUUUUGGAAUGUUUUUCAUUCUUUAAUAAAUAGUCCUUUUUUGUUGUUUCAAACCGAAGUUUACUGAGGGAUCCUUAAAAUUGAAGAGCUGUCUACUUGAUCAUUUAAAAUUUUGGCCAUUCAUUUCAGAUUUUAUAUCAUUCUGUUGAACCUCUCCUUGAACCAUGUGUUUUUGUUUUUGUUUUUUUUGGAUAUGAAGGUGAGCAUUCCUGAUUUUUAUUUGAUGUGGAAAAGCCUUGGUAUUUUACAUUUUCAAAAUUCAUAGAAACUUAAUUUGAUAUAAAAUAAAGUUAGCAUUCUACUCAGGAAAAAGUAUCUUAUAGUGUAUGUUUUCAAUGUAUAUUCAUCACGCAGAAAGUUCCUAAUUAAUUUUACACAGUCUGUAUAUGCUUGAUGUUUAAAAAUCACAGCAUUCUUACGUUUUUGAACACACAAAAUCUGUAUUCUGCUGUACUUUUUUAUUGUGUAGUAUUUCAUAGGUGGGCAUCAGCAGGAUGGGACAUUUAAAAUAUUUUUACUCCUCAGAGAGUUAGAGCACAGAGUUUUCACCUUACAGUGAAAGUAGGGAGGGUUGCUGGGUGGCAAUAAGAACUGUAUUACCUACAAGAAGGGAAAAAACCAUAACUCAGAGUGAAUCCCUUGUCCAUUUAUGUAAUAGACAAUUUCUGUAAUGUCCCCUUUUGUCUAGAUUCUGUUGCUGUGUGAAUCCAUUAGACUUAUGCAGUAUCAUAAUGUACAACAGUUUUCUUGAAAGGCCUUGCCUUUAGAAUAUUAAAUAUUCUACCAUUGAAGAGUUUUGGAUGUAUAAUAAUUCUGUGAUGCUUUAGAAAAAUAGUCUAAGCACAAAAUAAACUUUUCUAAGCACUUCACUCAA